Molecule: messenger RNA, 2343 nt
Organism: Notodromas monacha
Lineage: Eukaryota; Metazoa; Arthropoda; Ostracoda; Podocopida; Cyprididae
Source: the annotation of a GenBank genome assembly
GUUUCCCACAUUUUCUUCUUGUUUAAUAGCCACCCGAUGUACCCGGGACACGGUAUUGUCAACAACCAACACAACUUUCUGUGAAAAAGAUCCUCGUUGUUCCAGAUGCCAAGUCGAAGUCUUCUAUUCAUAAAGGGUUAGGCAUUAGAGUCACAGGUGGGAAGCGUGUAGCGGAGAUAGGAAUGGCAGCUGUGAUAUCAAAAAUUUACCCAGGAGGUCAAUUCGACGUCAUUGAGGACGUUCACGAGGGUGACGUAAUUUUGGAAUGGAAUGGAGUCGGCUUAUCCGGAAAAACGCACGAAGAAGUUCAACGAAUUGUCAAUGACACUCCAACAGACGCAGAACUCGAACUGGUUUUGCGUUGUCCGCCUCCUUCUGUUCUACUGCCUCUGCUGCGACUGGACGAUGAUGACGAUUCCCCGCUCUGUGAAUCCAAUCAUUUGCAGCAAAAGGACAGACGUGAUCACCAACACCAACAGCAAGGCACUCAACAACCGAGAGUCGGUUUCGUCAAUUGUUCGGCAGGUGACCGUCGAGAGGCCGGAGGGCGCGGACAUCUUAGUUUCACUGGACAACAGCGUGGAGAAUCCCUGCUGGCAGUAGGACCGCAUCAACAAAGAGCCGCGUCUAAUUUCGUUCAGCGCCAAUUCGUCGCAUGUGACUCAGGAGUUAAAGGAAGUGAACGAUUGUUCUUGAGGAAUAGUAAAGAAGGAAUUAUAGACAAUAAGCGGGGAGUGGGAAUUGGGAAUGGAUGUUUGAGGAAUGGUGCCCUACUGAGAGACCAUCGCAGUAAUGAUGGGAUGCCUCCGCCCCCUUCGCAUCAAUUUUCGGAACAAGUUAGCACACCGUCGUCGUCGAAUUCAUUGGGGUCAUCAUCGUCAGCAACUGCUGCUGCGAGUUUCUCGGCAUCUCCUGCAGAUGGGGCGAGCAUCAACGAUCCCAUGAAAGCUCUAUUGUUUCAGAAAGAUAACAACGACGGCUACUGCGUAGACGAUAGUCAGCAAAGAUCAACAACGGAUCUUCCGUCGUCUCUAAGUUCGUCCCAACGGAGUCACGGAACCCCUUCCACCAAAUCCAGUUGUUCGAAUCAUUCCCCAAAACGUCGGUAUCGGCGAGUGCCUUGUCUGAAAGUUGUCUGGAAAACUAAGGAGGAAUUUUACGGCAAAUUACAGCUGCAAAUUUGUUAUGACGUCAAAGCAGAAAUCCUCUACGUCAUCGUUUUACGGGCCAAAGGCUUAACGUGUCCUCGAGCCGACGGCGACACGAGACCGGAUCCCUUUGUCAAAUGUCGAUUGCUGCCAGACAAAACGUCAGACACCACGAGGAAAACAAAGUUCAUUAGGAGAACGGGUUCGCCGGAGUGGAAGCAAACAAUGGUUUACCCAAAGCUACCGAUUCUGGUCAUGCGAAUGCGAAGGUUGGAAUGCGUCGUUUGGCAUCACAACAAAGUCAGGGCUAAUGAGUACUUGGGCGAAAUCCUGCUUGACCUCAGCGAUUCAAGAAUCUUGGAUGAACAGCCAAGAUGGUAUCGGUUGAGGAAUGGAACUCUGCCCAUUCCAUCCAACAAAAUUAUCUUUGGAUCAGACAAGAAACGGAUACUAAUUAACCAUCACACGAAUCCAUUCCACGUCCUUGAUAAACGGCUCUUCGGUUCAAACGUGUCGCUCACGCAACGUUUGAACCAACAAACAGGAAUCGUCGGAAUGUCAACACUGUCACAGCAAAGCAAACAUGGAGCUCGUGUGUCAAUUUUUCCUGCCUCGAACAUCGCUGCUCAUCCAUUGCUUUCCAAGUACGGAUGCCACGGAACUGCCUCCAUGUGUGUCCUCAUGUGAUCAAACUGCCAAAAAAAAAAGAAGAAUAAUUCCGCUUUGCAAAAAUUUCGAAAUUCGUCACCUAUAUCGUCGAGGAUUGAUACUAAGUACACAUAUCGUACAUUCUCAGGCUUUCUACUAAUAUCCUACGUAUAAUAAUGACGAAUUACCCUUUUUUUCUCUUUCUUUUCCCUCAUCCAAAGAAUUCAUGUGAUAUGCAUCCUAACUCGCCGUCAACUGAAUUUCCUCGACACGAAAAGGGAAACAUUUUGACACGAAAUUUAGCAAACAUUGUUAUCGCCAUUUUGCGGCAAGUAACUUACUGUGUUUUCUUCGAAAUUUGUCUUUUUCCCGUCAUCCCCUUGAUAGAGAAGGAAUGAAAAUUGUUUCUUUUGUUUUAUGAGCCUCUUGCUAUAUAGAUAGUUGAAGAAAACCUACGGAGUGAAUUUUCAGCUGCUGAGCGUGUUGCAGUCAUUAUGUGAAUGUUUCAUUAAAUUGUUUACGGACUUUGAAGAAAUUGAAAAAAAAA